Magallana angulata is the source of this 2270-nucleotide messenger RNA. RefSeq lists its product as uncharacterized. The transcript is spliced from 3 exons. The coding region runs from base 73 to 1230 and encodes 385 amino acids. NCBI's taxonomy places the organism in Eukaryota, Metazoa, Mollusca, Bivalvia, Ostreida, Ostreidae. The record is from RefSeq and is a predicted model, not a curated record.
AGCGUUCUAUGAACUGGGGCGGUUUUGUUGAGGGGCGCUUUGACGUGCACCGUGUUUACUAUUGCCAGUAAUAUGGCCGAGCGUGUUCACGAUCAUGGACCAUCUACAAGUAAACGGAGAAAGAUAGAUUCGUGUCUGUCUCCAAGUCUCGUGUCGCCAAUUAUCCUAGACGACUUAUCAACAGCUAUAUUUACUCUUUGUUCAUUCAAAUCCAUGUUGUUACCGUACAAAGUUACGUCAUCUAACGCAGCGAGUCCCGUAUCCUUUAGUAAAGCAUUUUGUGAACUAGAAAAUUUGGAUAGAGGCUUCAUUUUGGGAGAUGUAUUCAGACGAGGAAUAAACAUUGCAAUUGAUUUUCUCCAUGGAAAUAUUCCCGAAGCAAAGCAUGAAAAAAUUAUCCUAGAAAAACUUGUCAAGAUUUUGAAAUUAGGAGUUGAGAUGGUUGAUGCAAAUGCUGAAAGUGAAACGGACAUGACGACUCUGCUGGCAAACCAUCUUUUCGGAAAGCUGGCAAUUUCACCAGACUUCACUAUUUACAAAGGCUGUAAAAGUGAAAGAGGAAAAAGAUGCAGCUGCAGUGAUGGAAACUGUGUAUUGACUGGAGAUUUUGGAGAUACCAGUAUAGGAAACCUGAAAGUAUGGCAUGGCAGUGUGGACGUUAUUAUCAAGAAUGACCUUGUUAUUGAAAAUUUGGAGAAGGAACAAGACAGUCCCGGUGGAAAAUCUCCUGUAGAGGUUAAACUGAUAAGUGACAAUUUGAGUAGAAAUCCACAGCUGGUUGCAGAGACUAUUGUGUUUUCAUUUUUGCAAAAAAGAACACACCCUGAGCUGCCCAAUUUUCUCAUUCCAUGUGUAGGCUUCAAGAGUAGUGCAAUGCUUUUGAUGUUAUAUGAUUCAGAGCAUGAUGUCUUUUUAGAAAGUUCCCUUAUUCCUCUCUUUUCUUCAACAUGUAAAAACAUGUUUUCAGUGGAAGCAGUUUUGGUCACUUGGCUAGCAGUCAAUUACAGAUUUCUUUGCACGGGCUUGACAGAAGAAAUGCUCCCAUUUAAAGCAUGUUUCUUUGAAGAAGCUAAAAACAGAAAAUCUGUAUAUGAAAAUGAUCUUCAGAUGCAUAAUGUAGGGCAAACACCUAUAAAGGAGACCACUUUACCAAAUGAAUGGGAAUUUAGUGAUUUUGUGAUGGAAAGUCGGAAAAGAAUAGGACAGUGGAAACUCAAGGGGAAAACAUAGAUUUGUUCAAGUAGUUCCAUAAUAUAUGUUUGAACAAUUGCUAUAUUAAAAGGGUUACUCUACACAAAUUUUUUGCAACUACCCCUUACAUCUUAUUAGCUCACCUGAGUCACACUCAAGUGAGCAUUUCUGAACAAAAUUUGUCUGUUGUCUUUCAUUGCGACAUAGUCAUCGAUGAUGUUGUAAACUUUUCAUACUUUUAUCUUCUCUAGAACCACAGGGCCAAUUUUCAAACAAACUUUGUACAGAGUAUCAUUAGGUGAAGUGAAUUACAAUUUGUUCAAAUGAAGGGCCACCCUUUCUUCCAAUGGAACUCUUCCAGUGGGAGAUUAUUUAGAAAGUGAAAAUUGGAUGAACCACAAUCUCAAAAACUGCUUGGCCAGAAAAUAUGUAACUUUUGUGAAGACUUUGACAAACCGGUAGUGUAGAUUCACGAAAAAAUGGGCAAUGAUUGUCAUUCAAAGUUUUACAUUAAAAUACAAAAGAAAAAUCAAUAAAAAUCUUCUUCUCAAAACUAGUCAAUUUAUAUAGAAGCAUCAUCAGGUAGUGUAUAUUUAACAUUGUUCAAUUCAUGACUGCAAGGGAUACAGUGGGACCCAGUUUUACAUACCAUUGUCAUCCAAGUUUCUUUAAAUCAUGUUCCCCAUGGGCAGGAUGGGCCGUAAUGGCCGAUCAAUAUUUUACAAAGAAAUACUUUAUAAAAAAGUUUUAAAUAUCUGCUUUUCAAGAACAACAAAGAUAUAAUUUGUCAUAUUUAUAUUGGAAGCAUCCUCUAGUUGGGUAGUUUCUAAUUUGUUCAGAGCAUGACCUCUGGAGGUGGGAUGAGGCCACAAUAUCUGAUAGAAGUUUUUAAGCAUAGAAAUAGUCUCAAUUAGAUAGGAAAAAAUUAUUUGGUUUGAGGGCCAUUAUUUCCUCAGGUGAGUGUUGUGGCCCAUUGGCCUUUUGGUGUAUUUUUUUGUAAUUAAAUUUGUAUGUCAGUCACCCUCAAUUUGAUGUACUUUCAUUCUAAUUAAUAUAAUAAAUAAUAUAUCACUGUCUCA